AUGCCACGUGGCCCGCGGUCGCCGUGGCGUGCUGGCACGCCGCGCGCAGCGCUCGCGGCCUGGCUCGCCGUUCGCCGCGCUGCCGCCGAGGAUGGGAGCCUCCACGCCGCCGCCGGGCUGGAGAACAUCGCGGCGGAGCUGCCCCCGUUCUUCGACUACGACUGCGACCUGGUUGCCACGUCCAGAGCCGCGGCGACGGACUGGAACGACGUCUACGAGCGGGUGGCCUCCAGGGUGGCAGACAUCAACAGGCCAGACUUCGGCAUGCCUGAGCAGUUCCGACACCUCGUGCAGGGCCCGACGGCUGACCAGGCAAUAAGGGAAUGUCCCCUCGGCGUUCUCUACUUCACCAUUCUUGCAUUUUACGAGGAUCGCCAGUUAGGAGGGGAUGCGGAGUUGCUGCUCGCGAUGGCGAACAAGGUGCAAACUUUCUUCCGCGUUUUUACUGUCUACACAGUUGCGCUCAGUCGUUGGCCCGUGUUUUAUGCCCUUCAGCAUUUCUCGACACACCACACGCUGCACAGAGAGCACUUCUGCGAGGGCACGGACUGGAAGCUGCUCGAUUGGGCAGAGCUUCGCGGCGAGGCAAACCAAUGGGUCAAGCUUACGUGGUUGACCGCAGGAAGCGGAUCCACCACCAAGGAUCUCCUGGAUGAGCGCAACGCGGUCGAAAUGCAGAUGUCGGACAAGUUCUUCACGAUGUUGAGGAGCCCGGCGAACCACGCCCUCGCGCAGGAAGAGUGUGAGUUCGGGUUCUUCUUUCUCAUCGCGAACCAGGUUGUGGCAGCCGCCAACCGCCAGACGCACAACAUGCCACCCUUCCACAAGGUGAUGGACCUCGUCAUGGGGAACACGCCCUUCAUCAAGGUGGCCUCGUCAGGAUGGCCGAUCAUCGCGGUCCUCACGAUGUUCUCGGACCUCAACAAGGGCAUGUGGUUCUUCGGCGGCGGAGACCGCAAGUACAACCGCGGCUACGCCGACUGGAACCUCCGCCGCGACGAGCUCGCGCCCCUGCUGCCCUCCUCGCUGGGCUUCCUCUCCCCGCCCUGGCGCACCGCCGCCGAGGGCACGGUGGCGACCCUGCUCGCGCUCGCCGGCACCGAGUUCGCCGAGGAGGUGCGGCGCCGGGCCCGCCGCCGCGAGGACGCCGACGGCCCGCUGAGGCCCAUCGUGCGGGGCCUCGUCGACGCCGCCCUGGCCAUCGCGGCCGCCCAGGCGCCCCACGCGCAGCGCCUGGCCUACGUCGUCUUCCUCUACGGGGCCAAGUGGUCUCGGCUGCUGCCGCGCCUGUCCGCGCGCCUCCGGCAGCUGGGCAUCGGGCACCCCCUGCUGGCGAUCUCCAUCGGCGCCGACGCGGCCGCGGCCUGCCGGGAGCUGUCGGCGGCGGGCGGGCGUGCCGGCCCGUCCAACGUGGUCUGCUGGGUGCCCGACACGCAGUCGCAGGUCCACCGCUUUACGGCCAUACAUGCGCUUCUGCACCUGGGCAUCUCGGAGGAGGGCCACAUCGGCGCGAUCUACAUGGACAUGGACACCUUCCUGCUCCGCGACCCCACUCCGCGCAUCAUGGCCCAUGCGGAGGGCCUAGACGCGGUGUUCGCGCGGCACGCCGACGCGGACUGCAUCAACAUCGGCGUGUUCUUCAUAAGAAGCACCCCGAAGACGGUGUGGCUCUCCCAGUUCCUGGCGUGGUACCACGACCACCCCUUCGAGAUCGACCAGCGCGGGCUCCACGUGUUCCUGGGCCUGCCCUCCGAGAGGAUGCAGAUCGCGUACCCCCCCGCCGACCUCGUGGCGGUCAGGGGCGGGGUGCUGGACGACGUGAACGAGGUCGUCAUCGGCACCGUUGGCUGGUAUGGCUCCCACGCCAGCCUGCUCAUCAUGCACUGGUGCCAGAGGCCCAUCGAGCAGAAGGAGGAGGAGAUCUGGGCCGCGUACGACGCCGCCGACGCCGCAGACGAACACGGCAUGGCGCUGGCGCCGGCGCUGGCCGCCGCCUCGCCGGCUCGCAGCGGCCACGGGUGCACGAUCGAUACGGUGCAUUGCGCGGUGCAGUCGACCAGCUGGGCGAAGGUGCAGAACCUGCGGGCCAUCCUGGACUCGUACCGCCGGACCGCUCCUCCCAUGCGCUCACCCUGCUGGUGA
Prorocentrum cordatum is the source of this 2142-nucleotide messenger RNA. Lineage: Eukaryota; Dinophyceae; Prorocentrales; Prorocentraceae. The record is from the annotation of a GenBank genome assembly.